Aureobasidium melanogenum CBS 110374 is the source of this 1743-nucleotide messenger RNA. Its product is annotated as MFS general substrate transporter. Gene Ontology annotation, biological process: xenobiotic detoxification by transmembrane export across the plasma membrane. Gene Ontology annotation, molecular function: fluconazole transmembrane transporter activity. Bases 1 to 1743 code for a protein of 580 amino acids. The transcript is spliced from 2 exons. NCBI's taxonomy places the organism in Eukaryota, Fungi, Ascomycota, Dothideomycetes, Dothideales, Saccotheciaceae. The record is from RefSeq and is a predicted model, not a curated record.
AUGGCUCCUUCCUUGUUUGUUGAUACAACCUUCGGGUAUCUCAUGCGCAACAUUACAGGUGGAAGACUGUUUCCAUACGAGGACACUUACAAUGAAGAGCUCCGCGAGGAAUACUUUAACCAAGGAGAUAUCAAGGAAGAAGAAUCUUCCGACGACGAGGAGAAGAAUGGCGCCAAGGGAAAAUACAAGCUGAUCGAAUUCAGAGAGAAUGACCCCGAUAAUCCGCAAAACUGGUCCACUUUCAAGAAGUGCUUUGUGACCUUCAACAUCUGUUUCUUGACUUCUUCCGUCUACAUUGGUUCUGCCAUUUACACUUCUGGUCUGCCUUUCUUGACCCAAGCCUUCGGUGUGUCGACAGAAGUCAUUACCAUCGGCCUGACUCUCUACGUUCUGGGUUACGGUCUUGGUCCUAUGAUCUGGUCACCUCUCUCUGAAAUCCCUCAGAUCGGCAGGCUUCCAAUCUAUAUCGGCACGCUGAUCGUGUUUGUUUUCUUCAACUUUGGCGUUGUUUAUGCAAAGAACAUUGGCAUGCUUCUGGCUUUUCGUUUCCUCACUGGUUUCUUCGGUUCUCCUGUACUCGCUACUGGAGGUGCCUCGUUGGCGGAUAUCUUCUCUCCUGCGAAGCGUGCGUACGCACUCUCCGUUUUCGGUAUUGCCAACAUUAUGGGACCUUCGCUUGGACCAGUCGCUGGUAACUGGGCUGCUCAGUACGAGGGCUGGACUUGGCCUAUCUGGAUGCUCAUCUGGAUGUCAGGCGCUUGCCUCGUCUUUCUAAUCUUCUUCUUCCCCGAGACCUCUGCGGCCAACAUUCUAUACCGCCGCACCGCUCGUCUUCGCAAGUGGCAAGAGAAGAACGGAUACUUGGACGACAAGCCAUACGACAAGAUCAAGUGCGAGCCUGAAAUUCAAGGCGAGAACAUGGGCCUUGGAGACAUCGCAAUGAUGACUUUGGUCAAGCCAUUUUCCCUCACUUUGACAGAGCCCAUCGUCUUCUCCAUGAAUAUGUACAUCGCCCUCAUCUACGCUGUUCUCUACUGUUGGCUGGAGUCGAUUCCCCUUCUGUUCGAAGAUCGUUAUCACUUCAGCCUCGGAACCACUGGCUUGUGCUACCUCGGCAUUUGUGUUGGCGGCAUUAUUCUUAUUCCUCCUUACUGGUACUACAAUUACUACUAUGUUGAGCCUCGUUUCUCCAAGGAUGGCACCAUUCGUCCCGAGAUUAGAAUGGAGCCUGCAGUGGCAACUUGCAUCUUUUUGCCCAUCUGCUUGUUCAUGUUCGGCUGGACGGCCAAUCCCUCGAUUCAUUGGAUUGUUCCCAUCAUUGCUACCUCUUUCUUCACCAUCGGAGCCUUUGGCGCAUUCUCAGGUGUGCUCAAUUACCUUGGCGAUGCCUACCCUGCAGAAUUUGCCUCCAUCUCUGCUGGUAACGACUUCUUCCGAUCCUGCUUCGGUGCCGCUUUCCCUCUCUUCGCUCGUCAAAUGUUCAACACGCUCGGUCUCAAUUGGGGUAACUCGCUUCUCGGUUUCCUGACCAUUGUGUUCAUCCCUGUAGUCGUGUUCCUGUGGUUGAAGGGAGACAAACUGCGAGCUCGUAGCAAGAGAGCUUCGCAAGAGUACCUGAACAAGAAGUAUCAAAAGAACGACGAAGAGAAGAGCGAUGACGAGAAGACCCAGGUUGGCAGCGACGAAGACAAGGAGCAGGAGAGAGAGGAAGAUAAGGAGAAGGAGAGAGAGGAACAGUCGUAA